Messenger RNA from Acanthoscelides obtectus, 342 nucleotides. NCBI's taxonomy places the organism in Eukaryota, Metazoa, Arthropoda, Insecta, Coleoptera, Chrysomelidae. The record is from the annotation of a GenBank genome assembly.
AUGCCUAAGCGUUGCUGUGUACCAGGCUGCAAGGUAAACUACGAGGCAGAAUUGAGAUCGACACCCUACAGGUCAAUGUUUCGAUUUCCAAAAAAUGAGGAGUUGAAAACCGGCGAUUUUUUAUCACUGUCCUGCGCGGCACUGUUGGCGUUCGGAGGCGGCGGUCCGCCAGGACCCCCUCUGUCGGGACCCCCCGGACCCGGACCGCCGGCGGGGGGCCACGAGUUGCCCCCCGGCAUAGGCGAUUCACCUCCCGGACCACCGUUGCCCGUCGGCCCCCCACCUGGACCCGGGCCCCCAGGUCCCGGACCGCCCGGACCGCCGUGGAAGCCUUAUAUCUAG